UGUCAACUGACAAUGAAGCUUCAGAGAGUGUAAACAAUACAAAAAUUCAAAAUUUUGCCAUGUGCGUAUCGCUGACGCUGUUGCUCGUUAUCUGUGUCAUGGGAGAGGAGAUAGAUCUCAGUAGUUACAGUUAUUGGUGCAAUUUGCCGGGGUACUCUGUGAUCGUGGCUAAGUUCGGUGCCGAGCAACACUUGCUAUGUCUGAAAAUGGUGCCAAUAGUGUCAUCCGAGCUCACCAAAGUCUCGCGUAUCUACCUAGACCCUGACCUAGACGAAAGAGUGAUCAAGGCGUUCGCACCUGGUGACGUGGCACUGGCUUCAGGGUUCCCCUUGAUGGCGCCGUCUGCUGGCGCCGCUGAGGGAUAUAUUGGACAGGAUGGACAUUUUUACGGGGUCUUACAUUUGGGUAACCGCACCCUCUACGCAGACCCAUACAACCGGGACGAUCCCCGCAAGAUGUUCGGGCCGUUCGAAGGAGGCAGUUUCGUCAGCACACGCCCGCGCCGCGAAUUUGUACAGAAGGUUGGCCGCGUCGACGCGAAAUCGAUGCUAGAGACAGAGGAUCCCCCGCCAGGCACGGCGCGGGCGCGGAUCUGCGACUUGCUGUUGUUGGCUGACAAGGAAUUCUUCGAUAAGGACGCGCACGGCAGCCUGAACCAUGCCGUGAGCCGCAUGGUGCAUGCGGUGGCCCAAGCAGACAUCAUCAUCAGAAACGCAGACUUCGACGAGGACGGUAUGCCGGAUAACAUUGGUUUCUCAGUGAAGUACAUCCUAGUUCUGGCGUCUGAAGAGACGAACGCGCGAGUAUUCGGCGACGCUGAGAAGCACUCGAUAGACGGCCGCGACUAUCUCAAGCGAUUCUCGCGCUUACGCCGAUUGAACGAGGUCUGUCUCGGUAUCGCGUUCUCGGGACACUCGUUCCAUAACAGGACGCUUGGGCUGAGCUUCACGUCGCUGGGUGGCGGAGUGGGCGGCUCAGCGGGCGGGCUCUGCGACCGGCGGCAUUUCGGGCGUUCAUUCAACACGUUAGCCAUCGCGCACGCCACAGGGAACGGCGACGAACGCGUGCCCGAGCGCAUUGCCGCGCUCACGCUCGCUCAUGAGAUUGGUCACAGUUUCGGCGCCCAUCACGACGACAACUUCCCGAACAGAGAAUGCCGGGGCUACCUCAUGGGCGCUCAGUCCACUGCUGCUGAUAGUUUAACGCACUUCGAGUUUUCAUUGUGCAGCAAACGACUUAUUGCUGACACGCUAGAUGCUGUCAGCCACUGUUUGUACGAGGAGUGGCGACCUUACUGCGGGAACGGUAUAGUAGAAGAGGGUGAGGCCUGCGACUGCGGCCUCCCUGUGCGCUGCGUGUUCAGAGACCCGUGCUGUACCCCUCGCACCGGCCUCGCGGAGCAUUUUGAAGAGGGAACACUGCACAAAGGCGGUUGCGCUGUGGCACCGACGGCGGCCUGUCAUCCUUCGCAAGGUCCGUGCUGCACGACCAAGUGUCAGCACGCUAAUCUUACAGAAUUCGGCAUUGAUUGUUCGAGAUUAGGCCAAGAGUGUUCCUGUACGAAUCCGUCCUGCAGUUGCGGUCUGGACGGGCGCUGUCUCAGCGACGGCAGCUGUCACGCCGCGGAGUGCGCGGCGCAGGGGCUACGGGAGUGCCAAUGCACGCCACAGACAAUGGGAGGCAGGCUUCAUAAAGCCGGCAUGUGUGGCGUCUGCUGCCAGCUACCGGGCGCUAUGCAGCGCUGCGUCACGGCCGAGGCCGCAGCUCGAGCCCGCAAGACCAGUCCUCUGGAGUGGCUUCCUAACGAAUAUUCGGGCCCGAACCUAACAAUAAGACUGUGCGAAGCCUGCCAACCGACGAUCAUACGCGCGUGGCCCGUGGGCAGUUGGUGUGUCACGCAGAACACCGUCGGUGUGUGCGAGACCAACGGCGUGUGCAUAGCGAGGGACCGGCCGCGGUCCAACCUGUACCCGGACACAGUGGUAACCUCUUAG
This is a messenger RNA of Cydia splendana, 1994 nucleotides long. RefSeq names its product disintegrin and metalloproteinase domain-containing protein 10-like. Gene Ontology annotation, molecular function: metalloendopeptidase activity. Gene Ontology annotation, biological process: membrane protein ectodomain proteolysis; Notch signaling pathway. NCBI's taxonomy places the organism in Eukaryota, Metazoa, Arthropoda, Insecta, Lepidoptera, Tortricidae. The record is from RefSeq and is a predicted model, not a curated record. The coding region runs from base 60 to 1994 and encodes 644 amino acids. Gene Ontology annotation, cellular component: plasma membrane. The transcript has 13 exons.